CCGACAUGACUUUAAAGGCGUAUUUGAAAAAGCUUGGGCUUCAGUUACAGUCGCGGCGGCUUGCCUGUUCGACGAGCGCGGCCCCAGCCUCCCGUGCCUCCGGUCUGAGCAGCUCAGCGGACGAUAACACCGAACCGGCCGGCAAGGUACAGCACCACAGACUGCACCAAGCGACAUUAAUGAAGCUUUCCAAGACUUUUUGAUUCAUCAGCCGUUCGAUGGGGAUUUCACGAGGAGCUCUGCCCACCGCCUCCACCGCCGCCUGCCUCCCUCUCUCCCUUUCCCCCUCCCCCUCCACCUGCGGCCUUGACACUGCCCCCUCCAUACGAAAAAUGACUCUGGAAUUCACCGAAUGGUCUUCUAUAUGGAUUUUCACCCCUUGUAAUAGACAAAAACAAAAGUAAAGGCGCAAGAGGGGCAUACCUCGAUGACCGAAAAGCCAUAAACGCACACCUCACACACACACACACACACACACGCACAUGCACGCACAUAUACAUAUACACAUUACACAAAAUUGUACACAUUUUUGAAUGUCUCUCUUCCUGUGAAAAUUCACUACUUCCUUUUUAUUAGUGGGAGAUUUUCAGCAAAUUUUGGAACAGCUGAUCUUGUUGUUUUUCGUCCUUUGGGAGAAAAACAUCAAGACGUGAUAAAGAUUUAGAAUUGAAUGCUGCAUUGCUGUGGAGUUUGAUUAGGGUUUAUUUUGGAGUGGGGGUGACUUUUACCAGAUCAAUACUUGAUCAUUUCAAACAGUCUUUUUAUUCAUUUAAGAGUUUUUAGAUCGCAAACCAAAUCAACUAUAAUUUAAAUAUUUUGGAGGGAGCCCACUCGAACAGUCGAAAGGGGCGCUUGUCUGUAUGCCACCCCCCGCCAUGCCACCCCAGAACACGAGCGCAGACACCAUGCAAGUGGGAUCUUUAUUGGGCGACACCGCAGACGCCAACAACUCCACAACGUCGGAAGAGGACAAGGGAGGAGGAGGCGGUGAGACAGAUGGACUCGGACAAGGGAGCGGUGGCGGGGAAGAGGCUGCUAGCGAGGGAUCUAUUGCGGGCAUCCCGCUGAAGAAAUGGUUGAUGCACGGUGCCGUCAUGUUCGGUAGGGAGUUCUGCUACGCAAUGGAGACGGCGCUGGUGACCCCCGUGCUGCUGCAGAUCGGUCUUCCAGAACAGUACAACAGCCUGACCUGGUUCCUCAGUCCUGUUCUAGGCCUCAUGUUCACGCCGCUGAUCGGCUCAGCCAGCGACCGCUGCUCGCUGCGCUGGGGCCGGCGGAGACCCUUCAUCUUGGCACUGUGUAUUGGAACGCUGAUCGGAGUGGCGCUCUUCCUGAACGGAUCUCUAAUAGGACUGUCUUUGGGGGAUGUGCCGGGGAAACAACCAAUAGGAAUAGUCCUCACCGUGCUGGGAGUGGUGGUGUUGGACUUCAGCGCCGAUGCGACGGAGGGACCAAUCAGAGCGUACCUUUUGGACGUGGCCGACACAGAAGACCAGGACAUGGCACUUAACAUCCAUGCAGCCUCGGCAGGUCUCGGUGGGGCGGUGGGCUACGCUCUGGGCGGUCUCAACUGGACUAACACCUUCCUGGGAGACAUCUUCAAGUCUCAGGAGCAGAUUCUGUUCGUCUUUGCCGCCAUUCUCUUCUCUGUGUCUGUGGUGUUACAUCUGCUCAGCAUUGACGAGCAGCAGUACAUACCUUUACAUGACAGGCUGGACCAGGAGAGUCCAAGCCAGCCUCAACCUUUAGGUGAUGGCAGGACGGGACUUCUGGUUCCUAAACUGGAAAUGAUCGGGGAGGAUGACACAAUGGACAGCUUUGACCUUUAUGACGCCUACAGAGACGAUCUGUCCGAGCGCGGGGAUUUGGACAUGGACUUUCUGGAGGUGGAGCUCGUUAGAAGUGAAUCUACAGCAUUACUCUUGCCAUCUGCUGUAACUGUUGAGUCACUUGUCCUUUAAUGCGACAUCCCCGAGGCUUUAUUCCUGUGCCACAUCGAGCCGUCCAUAUUUGCCGACCGCCUCUCACCCUAUCACAGCUCUCCCCCGGUACCCGCCCACCUCCUGCGCGCCAACUGCAUCACCCCGCCACUUCCUCCCAGUCUGGCUGGCGUGCGACGUAGUAGCAGUGCAGGAAGCCAAGACCUGCUCCGCCCCCAAACCAGCAACCACCAAAAACACCCCUCAGGCGGAAGUGUUAGGAUCUGCCGCCUAUCGGCGUUCUUACAGGAAAUGGAGAAUGAUGAGGGGCAGGAGGCAUUGCUCAACAACCAACUCAAUGAGCAGCGCACCUUGAAUGGUCGCUUGCUGGCAGGCGUCGACAUGACAAGUACAGGUGGCGCUAACGGGCUGAGCGCUAAAGGACAAGCUCAUCGUGCCGGAAUGGUCAAAGCUGCCAGCACAGGCGCCCCCAUGCGGCUGUCCCACCACCACCACACCUUCUACCGCCAGCCGUCUUGCACCUUCUCCUACUACGGCCGAGUGGGCCGUCGCCGCCGCUACCAGCGGGCCAACGCUGCCUUCCUCAUCAAGCCUUCGCGCAGCAUGAACGACCUGUACGAGGUGGUGGCGCGGCACAGGCACAGUAACCGGCAGCGCAACCGGCACCGCAACCGGCACCGCAGCGGCAACACCAACUCCUCCAGCGGAGACGCGGAGAGCGAGGAAUGCGAGGUGGAGACAACCGUGCGUCUGCUGUGGCUCUCCAUGCUGAAGAUGCCCCCGGAACUCCUGCGUCUGUGCGCCUGUCACCUGCUCACAUGGUUCUCCAUCAUAGCCGAGGCCGUUUUCUUUACAGACUUCAUGGGACAAGUCAUCUACCACGGAGAUCCCACUGCUCCAGUUAACUCCACUGCUUUGGAUAAUUAUCACCAAGGCGUUCAGAUGGGAUGUUGGGGUCUGGUUAUAUACGCCAUGACUGCUGCUACUUGUUCAGCUCUCCUUCAAAAGUACCUUGAUAACUUUGACCUGAGCAUCAAGGUCAUUUACAUCCUGGGCACGCUGGGGUUCUCCAUAGGAACUGCUGUCAUGGCUGUAUUCCCCAAUGUUUAUGUUGCCAUGGUGAUGAUCAGCAGCAUGGGCAUCAUGUCCAUGAGCAUCUCCUACUGUCCCUACGCCCUGUUGGGACAAUACCAUGAAAUGAAAGAGUACAUCCAUAACAGUCCCGGCAACUCCCGAAGAGGAUUUGGCAUUGACUGCGCCAUCUUGUCCUGCCAAGUGUACAUCAGUCAAAUCCUGGUGGCUUCAGCUUUAGGUUCCGUCGUGGAAGCCGUUGGCAGCGUGCGUGUUAUUCCCCUAAUGGCGUCCGGGGGCUCACUCCUUGGAUUUCUCACCGCCUGCUUCCUGGUCAUUUAUCCCUCACCACAAAACGGGGAGGCGGGAUCGACCAAAGCAUCAGAGAAACAGGCUUUAACGACUCCCGGCGGCAACAAAACGCCGCAGGAGAAACAGAGCUUCUUGAAGCUCAACAAGUCGGGAAAGGCCACCACGACCACCACUUCCUGUCACAUGGAGAAUGAAUCAGCUCUGUGAUAGGCCAACCAUCAUCAUCAUCCUCUUGCUGCAACGGCCUCUACCUGAAUAGAAUCCUUCCAUUUCUCUCCGUCUUGGUCCAGACGUGAGUACUCGGCACGUCAAAAAAAAUGGGAUGGUCUCCAUCAUUCAGGAAACCUCAAGGGACUUGUCUCUCUCUCACACGCACACACGAACGUUACUGACAAACUGACUCCUCGAAGCUCUUUAAAAACGUUGUUCUUCCUCCAGUUGGACGCGUGCUGAAUGCUACUUUGAAGCUUUAAGACUCUCCAGACUUUCACGCUUGAAAACAAAGAGCCCAAAGCCUGCUUUUGGGUGAUGCAAUUAUAAUAACAAUAUUAAUAAUAACACCGAUUGAGCCCCAAAAAGGACUGCAAAGGACAUCUUGUCAUUCCAGGACAACAGAAUGAAGCUGCCUGUAUAUAAUGUGUUUUUUAAGUGAAAUUCCAUAAGACAUAUACACACACACAUAUAUAUAAAAAACAUAUAGAGUAUACGGGGCAUUAUUAUUAUUAUUAUCCCAAAUGAUUUAUUUGCAUGAUGUGAGAUUUUAUGACAAAUGCUGCACGUUCGCGAAGCAGAGAAGAGAAGGCGCUGUCGACUUCUUCUCUUUUCUGCCUCUCCUUGUUAGCUUUUACAAAAUGCUGAUCGCACAAUAGCUCGUACUGAAUGACUGCACAUUAACUAGGGGAAAAACAACUAUAAAGUUAUUCAUGAGUCUCUUAGGAGAUUAUUUGGAGGGCGUCUGUUGCUGGAACUCAACUGAAACAAAAAAAACAACAACAAUAUGCUUGCUGUAUAACAUCAGAUCCAGUAGAUAUUUGCUAUUGGCAAAAGAUGCGAAUAACGCAUUAAAAAUCCCUAAAAAUGCCGGUUUUUGAUACCCUAAAUUGCACUCACAACAUCCUGUCUUGCCUUUACUUGGUAAAGAAUGUUAAGUGAAUUGACUUGAGACAACCCACUCUGCUGGAGUGAUCGCCACAGUACUCUUUUUCUUCUCCUACAGAUAUCGCCAUCAAACCAUUUUUCUCCUGCAGAUAGCACCAUCAAACCAUUUUUCUCCUGCAGAUAGAGCCAUCAAACUGUUUUUCCCCCCCGUAGAUUACGCCAUCAAACCAUUUUUUCCCUCCUGCGGAUAGCGCCGUCAAAAUAUUUUUUUCUGCCGCACAUAGCGCCAUGAAACCAUUUUCCCCCUGCAGAUAGCGCCAUCAAACCACUUAUAGGUUACCAUAAGAAAAACAAAAAAAUUCUUUACAAUUUAAGUCAUAGAACAGAACUAUGCGAAUAUGCGCUAGAGCAAAUGUUGAACCGCCAAUAGACAGACUCUGCUGUUUGUAUCUCCAUUUCUUUUCAGUUUUAAUCAGGCAAAACUACAAUUAUUAUUUUUUGCCCGUCAUAAAAUCAUGCUCAUGCAAAAACUGGUAGCAACAAAUUCCAGUGUCUUUUUCUGCUUUUCUGAUAUUUUUUUGGUCAAAACCUGUCAAAGUUUUUAGCAGGUUCUUACUCAAUACCAUUACUACAAAGUGUUUCCAAACUUUGAAAUGUAGUAUUGUCUGAUUGGAAGAUACUUGUUUUUGUUUAGUUUGGAGAUACAUGAUUUUUCUGAUUGAUACAUGCUAUUGGGAAAAAAAUCCAAAACUUCCAACAUUCGUGCUAAUAUUUUUGUCUUAUGUUUUUAUCGGGAAUAACACACACAGACAAAAACAAUUUGGAGAUACAGUACAUGUCGUUUUACACCUGACGUGGUUUCCGAUAUAUGAACAUAUUUUCAUAGGAAAACUAAAAAAAAUCUUAGUUUAUUUCUUAAUUAAAAACUUUCAUCAUCUGUUUGUAUUUUACAUAUUUUUAUCGGGAAGAAAACACAUGAACAAAAAAAUUGGAGAGACAUGCCUUUUCGAACCUGACGUGGUUUUCGAUUUUUUUUUAUUUAUCGGAAAACCAUAAAAAAAAAUUUACUUUCUCCCUUGAUCCAAUACUUUGAAAGUCUGAUUGUUUUAUUUUGUUUGUGUGAAGUAGAACACAUGCAAAAAAAAACAAUUUGGAGAUACAUGUCGUUUUACACCUGACGUGGUUUCCGAUACUGAACAUGUUUUUAUCGAAAAACUAAAAAAAUAUCCUAGUCUACCUGAAUCAAAAACUUCCAGCGUCUGUUUAAUGUGUUUUACAUGGUUUUUAUCGGGAAGAAGACACAUACACAAAAUAAUUUAAAAUACAUGCUUUGUCACACCUGACAUAGUUUUUUUUAUCGGAAAACCUAAUAAAUUGUAGUUUCUCCCUCAAUCAAAAA
Messenger RNA from Nerophis lumbriciformis (worm pipefish), 5820 nucleotides. It is a transcript of the gene slc45a4a, whose product is annotated as solute carrier family 45 member 4a. Gene Ontology annotation, biological process: transmembrane transport. NCBI's taxonomy places the organism in Eukaryota, Metazoa, Chordata, Actinopteri, Syngnathiformes, Syngnathidae. Gene Ontology annotation, molecular function: sucrose:proton symporter activity. Gene Ontology annotation, cellular component: membrane. The record is from RefSeq and is a predicted model, not a curated record.